Suillus paluster is the source of this 1297-nucleotide messenger RNA. Its product is annotated as WD40-repeat-containing domain protein. Bases 1 to 975 code for a protein of 324 amino acids. Lineage: Eukaryota; Fungi; Basidiomycota; Agaricomycetes; Boletales; Suillaceae. The transcript is spliced from 4 exons. Gene Ontology annotation, molecular function: protein binding. The record is from RefSeq and is a predicted model, not a curated record.
AUGGUUUCUGAAUCCCCUGCAAAGGAAACCCUCGAGGACGCUUCAACCCCAGCGCAAUCCAAAAGACCAACCCCCAAGCACAAAUUUGAGGGCCAUGAAGAGACUAUUUCGAAUUUCAUCUUCUUGCACGACAACAUCCACAUCGUGAGCGGUUCGCUGGACUGCAUGAUGUAUAAGUGGGACUCGAACACAGGGCUUCCUGUCGGGGAACCAUGGGCAGGCGAGGGCGGAUACAUAGAUGCCCUGUCGCUUUCACCGGACGGCAAGACAAUUGCAUGCGGGAGGGAGGUGCGGUCACUCUCAUGGUCUCCCAGCGGAGACCAUCUUGCCAGUGGAUCGAACGAUGGAACAAUCCUCGUUCGAAAAGCAAAAAGCGGAGAAAUCGAGUUGGGCCUCAUCGAGACGAAGCAGGGCAGAGUAUUUGCUCUUGCAUAUUCACCUUCUGGCGAGAAAAUUGCUUCAGGCGGAGAUACUACGAUUUGCGUUUGGGAUACUAAGACCGGGCUGCUUGUUGUCGGCCCCAUCGAAGAGCUGGCAGCCUAUGUGACGUCUGUUGUGUGGUCGUUGGAUAACUCCAGAUUAUACGCAGCCUCCGACAAAUUCGUACGUAUUUUCGACAGCAACUCAGGCAUGCAACUCCACCACUUCGAGUCCAGCUUCGACUGGCUCGAGACCAUUCGGCUGCAACAACGCCCUAAGCGCAGCUUCUUCGCGCGGCACACAGGACCAGAGGCUGUAACGGUCUCACCCGGAAGACGCAAACAGAGGAUCUACGUCGCCCCUCCCCCUCCACCAUCGGGCGAAAACACCAACACUAAUGCUCUGGCGGGUCAGUCAUCUUCUGCAGAGCAGCCACACGCGAAGUUCCACGUGCCACAGCAUACUCAGAAUACUCAGACACAGUCUGACACUCAACUUGCACAAGAGGACUGUGGUUGUUUGGGCAACUUUUGCCUUGCGUUGUGCAUCGCAUAGUGCCCUCCGCGGUUCGGCCUGCUGCAUCCAUGAUACCACCCUAGCAAGUCAUUUCCUGUCCUGUAUCUCAAUCCACUGUACGGCACGUGUAACAACUUUGCCUUGAUGCCCCCUCAUUUCCGGAUACGAAUUUCACGUACUAAUUGCUUAUCUGGGUCUAUAUUAUUAUACCUUAGUGUCUGUGAUAACACAUCCGUCGUAGACAUGUCUGACUGGGACUCCGGCGGAUCGUACUCAUAGCCUGGCUGCAGAGACUCUAUAAGUAGUACAUAUACUGUGCCUUGCAUGUACAGAUUAAUAGCCUUUCUGACGGGACAUUUUC